UACAGUAGUAAAAUUCCAAUUUUAUGUAUACGUCAUACGCCAGUGAGAAAAAUAAUAGUACAGCUUAAUACUUUGACAGAAUCGUUGUAUUCGUUUAUUUUCUUUUGUACCGAAUAAGUGACUGGUUCGUAUACGCCAGAGUGUGAGCGAGAGAAAAAGAGUACCAAGUGAAAAUAAAUCUUCGUGAAAGAAAAAUUGAUUGGAACGGAAAAAGUUGUGCUGUGUGGCUGUGAAGUGCGCGGUGACGAAUUGGUUUUUAUUUUCGUUUCAUUUAUUGGAACAUUCGUUGUGUAUAACAAUAAAAAAAAGCAAAAAAAAAUAACGGCAAUAUGUUUAGUUUUUUGCGCCGGGAAAAAGUGCAACAGGAGGUAGUUGAAAAUGUUGUUAACGAAUUGAAGAAAAUUUAUCGAAGCAAAUUAUUGCCGCUGGAAGAGCACUAUCAAUUUCAUGAUUUUCAUUCACCAAAAUUGGAAGAUCCUGAUUUCGAUGCAAAACCAAUGAUAUUGCUGGUGGGCCAGUAUUCAACUGGAAAAACAACAUUCAUUCGAUAUUUGUUGGAACGUGAUUUUCCAGGUAUUCGUAUUGGUCCCGAACCGACAACCGAUCGAUUUAUUGCCGUUAUGCAUGAUGACAAAGAGGGCGUAAUACCUGGAAAUGCACUUGUCGUUGAUCCAAAACGACAGUUUCGCCCACUAUCCAAAUAUGGAAAUGCAUUUUUAAAUCGAUUACAAUGUUCGACAGUGAAUUCACCAGUGUUACAAGCGAUCUCAAUUGUUGACACACCAGGUAUUUUGUCGGGUGAAAAGCAGCGCAUUGAUCGUGGUUAUGAUUUUACAGGCGUAUUGGAAUGGUUUGCCGAACGUGUUGAUCGUAUUAUUUUAUUGUUUGACGCACAUAAAUUGGACAUUUCAGAUGAAUUUCGUCGUUCAAUUGAAGCGCUUAAAGGGCACGAUGAUAAAAUUCGAAUUAUUUUAAACAAAGCCGAUAUGAUUGAUCAUCAACAAUUGAUGCGUGUUUAUGGUGCACUUAUGUGGUCACUUGGCAAAGUGUUACAAACACCGGAAGUGGCACGAGUAUAUAUUGGUUCAUUUUGGGAUCAACCACUUCGCUAUGAUGUAAAUCGUCGUUUAUUUGAAGAUGAAGAACAAGAUCUAUUCAGAGAUUUACAAUCAUUGCCCAGAAAUGCUGCCUUACGUAAGCUAAAUGAUCUUAUAAAACGUGCACGUUUGGCUAAAGUACAUGCAUACAUUGUGUCCGAAUUGCGCAAUCAAAUGCCAUCGGUGUUCGGUAAAGAUGGUAAAAAGAAAGAGCUUAUCAAGAAUUUGGGACAAAUAUAUGAAAAAAUUCAACGUGAACAUCAAAUAUCGCCCGGUGAUUUUCCUGAUAUAAAAAAAAUGCAAGAACUUCUACAGCAUCAAGACUUCACAAAGUUCCAUUCGCUUAAGCCCAAUCUAUUAGAAGUGGUCGAUCAAAUGCUUGCCAAAGACAUUGCACGACUAAUGGAAAUGAUUCCACAUGAAGAGCAAAACCUUGUGGCCGAAACAGCCGUUAAAGGUGGUGCUUUUGAGGGUGUGGUCGAUGACGUUGUGUCACCGUUUGGUUAUAAACGAGGGGAAGGAAUUGAUGCUGGAUUUGGUGAACAUGAAUGGAUAUGUAAUCGUGAUCGUGACCGUACUGAUCCAAUAUUUGAAUCAUUAGGUCCGGUCGAUGGAAAAAUCAGUGGCGCAGCGGCCAAGACGGAAUUAAUUAAAUCCAAAUUGCCCAAUUCAGUGUUGAGCAAGAUUUGGAAGCUGGCCGACUACAAUGCCGAUGGUUUCUUGGAUGUUGAAGAGUUUGCAUUGGCCAUGCAUUUAAUCAAUGUUAAGUUGGACGGAAAUGAAUUGCCGAAUACAUUGCCCGAACAUUUAAUCCCACCGACCCAACGACUCAACGGUGUUGACUAAAUGAAUAUCACAUGUAGAAUGUGUGUAUGUGUGUGUGUUUUUUUUCUCUGGUGCUAAUGUGCAACAAUAUGAUUUUAAAUCAAAUAAAAGCUAAUAUAUAUUCUAUUAUUCAUCGCAAAAAGAAGAUAACAACAGAAAAAAUAUAUAUACAAAAACACUAUUAUAAAUUCUAACAAUGCAGUUUGAGAGUGCAAAUCACAAACACUAGAAUUGCGCGAAUAAAUUUGUCAACGACAUUUGUACAGCGAAUUGAAUACAUCCAGCAAAAAAGACCAACAACACCAAUAAAACAAAAUAUAAAUUAUACACAUCCAAACGAACGGUAUUCAAACCAUUUUGAAUUCAAUUCGAAGAUUUUGUAUUUUUUUAUAUGAAUAUUUAUGUAAACAUUUCUUACCAAAUAAGCCAUUCGCUAAAGUAUUCUAAAUUGCAAGAAAUUUUCGAUUUUCGUCUUUUUAAAUGUAUUGAAACAAAAAAUUACAAAUAAAAUCUUGCGAAUUAUCUGUGGAAAAUGAUUUAGAAGUUUUAGAGAAAAAAACGCUUCACGAUAAAAUAUUAAAAAAAAAACGAAAAAAAAAAA
Molecule: messenger RNA, 2523 nt
Organism: Contarinia nasturtii (swede midge)
Lineage: Eukaryota; Metazoa; Arthropoda; Insecta; Diptera; Cecidomyiidae
Gene: Past1
Product: EH domain-containing protein 1
Exons: 4
Coding region: 330-1943 (537 amino acids)
Biological process (GO): endocytosis; endosomal transport
Cellular component (GO): plasma membrane; cytoplasm
Molecular function (GO): GTP binding; protein binding; calcium ion binding
Source: RefSeq, a predicted model, not a curated record